Acaulospora morrowiae is the source of this 727-nucleotide messenger RNA. The record is from the annotation of a GenBank genome assembly. Lineage: Eukaryota; Fungi; Glomeromycota; Glomeromycetes; Diversisporales; Acaulosporaceae.
AUGGCCGUUUAUAGUAAACGUGUUCGGCAUGAGGGCAAAGAAGACCCAAAUCUGAUCUCCCUCACGACAACUUCAGUUCCCAUGAAAUACGACUACACUGUCGAUAAUCAUGGGGGCCUCGAUGUAACCGAUGCGUUGGUCUUAACCUUUUCAAUUUUACUUGGCCUACUCUUUUACAUAAUCAUUAUCGUCGUCAUAUACUUGUAUUUACGCGACCGCAAUAGGCAACGGGAUUGCAAGGAAAAUUUCAUCUCUCUAGGAGUGCAAACCGAUCCUUUAACGCCACGGAGGGUAUCUUCAAAUUCGCAAAGUUCCUUUCGGUCGGUAGUUCAAAGCUCCACUUCAUCACACACUCGAAGAUCAUCUACCCAAACCAAGAGACACAUGUCCAUUCAGGUCACCCCUCAAACUUUAACCAUAACUCUGAUGCCUCAUGAAAUUCAAGAUCUGGUCGAGAAGGUAACCGAAAUAACCAAACCGAAUGCUUCACAAAAAUCACGCCGCAUAUUCCCGCAGCCCGCGACCGUAAUUCCACCUCAGAAGCCAUAUCCCAUAAAUCCCCCUCCAAAAUGUCCCACCGCUUUGCCACAAGAAUGUCCCAUCAUAAUUAUUUCCCCACCUCAGAAAUCGCUUUCGUUGGCAACGGAACAACUGACUGAUCAAUUCAUUGCUGAUCGAAUGACAUUGCUUAUGAAUGAGUUAACCGGAGAACAAGAGAACCUCGAUG